This is a messenger RNA of Phalaenopsis equestris, 1433 nucleotides long. Its product is annotated as transcription factor VIP1-like. The transcript has 4 exons. Gene Ontology annotation, biological process: regulation of DNA-templated transcription. Gene Ontology annotation, molecular function: DNA-binding transcription factor activity. Lineage: Eukaryota; Viridiplantae; Streptophyta; Magnoliopsida; Asparagales; Orchidaceae. Gene Ontology annotation, cellular component: nucleus. Bases 49 to 1083 code for a protein of 344 amino acids. The record is from RefSeq and is a predicted model, not a curated record.
UCUGAGGUCAUCGCGCACUAUAGUCUUGGUGGGCCGUAACACACGGGCAUGGACUCGAAUCGGCCGCUCGAAACUCUGCAGAAGAACCAGCGCUUUGCCGGCGGCCAGAUUCCGCCGAACCCUAGGAGCUCCGGCCACCGGCGGGCCUACUCGGAGAGCUUCCGCCUCACCGAAGAGUUCCUGUUUGACUCCGACCCCGACUUCAACUUCUCCGAUAUCGACUUUCCCUCUCUUUCAGAUGAAAACAAAUUCGGCAGCACCACCACCGCCGCUGCCAUUCCCAUUCCCACCGAUUCCGGCGGCACAUCAAAGCCGUUAGCGGUGAAUCCGGUAUCAAGACCUUCCGUAGGUGGAGCUCACUUGAGGAGUCUAUCGUUGGACACAGCUUUCUUCGAUGGGUUGGGAUUCCAGGCUCCCGGAGCCACCAGUGGCUCUGCACAGGAGAAGAAGCCGCAGCAUCGGCACAGCAGCUCUAUGGACGGGUCGACGUCUCCGUUCGAAGGGGAGUCGGUGCCGCCUUCUUCGGAUUUUUCGAAGGCAGCGAUGACGGCGGAUAAGCUCGCGGAGCUGGCUCUGAUCGAUCCGAAGAGAGCCAAAAGAAUUCUUGCAAACAGGCAGUCUGCUGCUCGAUCAAAAGAGAGAAAAGUACGCCACACAAAUGAACUUGAGCGGAAGGUACAGACACUGCAGACAGAGGCAACAACUCUAUUGGCUCAGCUCACCUUGCUUCAGAAGGAUUCUACUGAUUUGACUACUGAGAAUAGAGAACUUAAACUGCGGUUGCAGUCUAUGGAACAACAGGCUCAUCUUAGGGAUGCUUUGAAUGAGGCGUUGAGUGAAGAAGUUCGACGGCUCAAGAUGGCGACUUCGCAGGUUCAAAACAUCGAUGGAAACACCGUCAACUCAGGGUUUCAGCAGCGUUCCUCCCCUUAUUUCUGUCAUCCACAACAGUUUCCUAACUGGCCGACUCAACAGAUCCCUUCGUCUUCACUUAACAGCCAUCUGAGUCAGCAUCUCAACUCAACUCUGUCUCCAGCUUCCCCAAAAGGUACAACAAUUCAUGAUUCUAUGGAUUUGAUGUAAUAAUCUGCAAAAUGUUGAAGAAUGGCUUUGAUGUGGAGUCAGCUUCGUGGAAUUUGCAUGCAUACCGCAAAAUUCUUAUUUAUUUGCAUAUUUAACACCUUAAUAUAAAGAAACUAACUUAAAUAUUUGGCUAAAAGUGUCAAAACGGUCCCGUCACUGUUUGCAAUGAGUCAUUUUAGUCCCAAAGUCCAUAAAAGCGUCAAUUUAAUCUUCUGAUUCUUUUAAUUUGAAGACUGUUUCAGCUCAUGUUAAAAAAGUAUGAGAAUUAAUUUGGCGCUUUCAUCUACUCUGAGACUAAAAUGGUUCUAUGUAAAUAAUCACGGGACUAUUUUGACACUUUAUUCUAUAUA